AUUUACUUGUGAUAUAAAUUGGGGGAAAAAUCUCCGAGAAGCUGAAGAUGGCGACUUUGAAUUUGGAAUCGUCGUCCUCUUCCACACCAGUUGCCGCCCCUUUGGGAAUUGCUCGUUUCCAGCACACUCCUUAUUACUGUGAAGAGAAUAUAUACUUGCUUUGUAAGAAGCUGAGUGAAGAUGGGACGGCUAAACCCGAUGGUUCAGACCUGUUCAUAGUUUUCAUUUCCAAUGAAAAGAAUCAGAUUCCGUUAUGGCACCAGAGGGCGAGCCACAGAGCAGAUGGGGUGAUUCUGUGGGAUUAUCAUGUUAUCUGUGUACAAAGAAGGAAGGAAACCAGCUUGCCUGAUCUGGUGUGGGAUUUAGAUUCUAAUCUUCCUAUUCCAUCUCCACUACCCACGUAUGUAGCAGAAACUAUUCGGCCUUCAUUUCAGCUGUUUUCUGAGUUCCAGAGGGUUUUCCGGAUUGUACAUGCUCCGAUCUUCUUGAAGUCAUUCGCAUCAGACAGACGCCACAUGAAAGAUCCUUCUGGAAACUGGACUGCCACGCCGCCUUCAUAUGAUGUUAUCACUGCUGAAGAUGGAACGGCCCACAACUUGAACGAGUACAUGGCAAUGUCCUCUCUUAAUGUCGUAAAGAGCAUAGGAGCUGAUGCAGUCGACACAGCUUUGACCCAAAAACUUGGAGUGCUAGUUGGGGAGAGUAAACUUGAGGAAUUUUUUUCUCAGAUUCCAUUGUAGUUGGUGAAAUCAUUUUAGACUGUGUGAAGUAGAUUGUUGUGUAACUUGUAUGGGGUCAAUACCUAAUGGAGAGGUGAAAUUCGACACACUGUUGGAUGACUGUAGCAACAACAAGCAAAUGUUUCUAUAUUAAGUUUGUAUGAAAAAUUGAAAAUUGCUGUA
Messenger RNA from Salvia hispanica, 902 nucleotides. Its product is annotated as amino-terminal glutamine amidohydrolase. The record is from RefSeq and is a predicted model, not a curated record. Gene Ontology annotation, molecular function: protein-N-terminal glutamine amidohydrolase activity; protein-N-terminal asparagine amidohydrolase activity. NCBI's taxonomy places the organism in Eukaryota, Viridiplantae, Streptophyta, Magnoliopsida, Lamiales, Lamiaceae. Gene Ontology annotation, cellular component: nucleus; cytosol.